AUGCUUUUCCCGGUUCUUCACAAGUGGAUGAGGAAUAUUUCUCCGGUGAUGCUGCUGCUGGUGCCGGUAUUGUGGUUUUUACCUCUGACAGGAGCGGCUCCUUCCCUGACUACCGAGCAGCUGGAUAUGGGGGUGGACUGGCUGAGCAAGUUUGGCUACCUCCCACCCCCUGACCCGGUGACUGGGCAGCUUCAGACCAAGGAGGCCCUGACCAAGGCCAUCAAAGCCAUGCAGAAGUUUGCAGGGCUGAAGGAAACCGGAGUCUUCGACCAAGCCACACUGGGCCUAAUGAAAACACCCAGAUGUUCUCUACCAGAUGUGUCUGAAGCUGAAGUGACAGUGGGCCGCAGGAAACGAAGCUUGACUCCUCCAAACAAAUGGAAUAAGAGACAUCUAUCCUGGAGAGUAAGAACCUUUCCUAAAGAUUCAGCCUUACUGGGCAGGGACACUGUUCGAGCCCUGAUGUACUACGCCUUGAAGGUCUGGAGUGACAUUGCACCGCUUAACUUCCACGAGGUGGCAGGGAGUGAUGCAGACAUCCAGAUCGACUUCACUAAGGCUGACCACAAUGAUGGAUAUCCCUUUGAUGGACCAGGGGGCACCGUGGCACAUGCUUUUUUCCCCGGAGAGAGGUUCACAGCUGGGGAUACACACUUUGAUGAUGAUGAAGCCUGGACAUUCAGGUCACCAGACUCUCAUGGGAUGGACCUGUUUGCAGUUGCAGUUCAUGAGUUUGGUCACGCUAUCGGCCUGGUCCACACCUCAGCCAUGGAGUCCAUCAUGAGACCAUACUACCAGGGUCCUGUAGGAGACCCUUUGAAAUACGACUUACCCUAUGAAGACAAAGUCCGCGUCUGGCAGCUCUAUGGUGUCCGAGACUCAGUGUCCCAUACAAAUCGACCAGGCAACCCCUCCCAGACGGCUGAACCACCUGUCCUGCUGGACCUCCCUGAAAACAGAUCUACUCUUCUGCUGGCGCGAGAUGCCCCAGACAGAUGCACCAGUCACUUUGAUGCAGUGGCCCAGAUACGAGGGGAGGCCUUCUUUUUCAAAGGAAAGUACUUUUGGCGCCUAACUCGAGAGAAGCACCUGGUGUCUCUGCGUCCUGCUCAGCUCCAUCGUUUCUGGAGGGGCCUACCAGCCAAUCUUGACAGCGUGGAUGCCGUGUAUGAAAGGCCUGGGGAUCACAAAAUAGUCUUUUUCAAAGGUCUAAAAUAUUGGAUUUUCAAAGACAACAUCAUGGAGGAGGGUUACCCACGUCCCAUCAGUGACUUUGGCCUACCCUCAGAAGGUGUGGAUGCAGCUUUUGUUUGGCUACACAAUGACAAAACCUACUUCUUCAAGGGCAACCACUACUGGCGCUAUGACGACCACCUGAGACGUAUGGAUCUGGGCUACCCUAAAGACAGUACACUUUGGAAAGGGCUGCCUACAGAACUGGACGAUGCUAUGAGGUGGUCUGAUGGCUCGUCCUAUUUCUUCAAAGGGAAGGAAUACUGGCGAGUCCCAGGCAGUGACAUGGAGGUGGAGGCAGGAUACCCCCGCCUCAUUGCUAAAGACUGGCUGCUGUGCACUGAGAUGCAGUCGGACUCUCCAGACACAGAGCCCAAAAGCACAGAGACGAGAGUCAACGUGCACCAUCACCCAGACCACGCAGAGAAUGGAUACGAGGUGUGCUCCUGCACCUCUGACACUGCCUCACCUUUAGGUGCCCGCCUCUCCCCAUCUCCCAUCUGGCUGCUGCCACCUUUUUGGACGUUCUUACUGGCCCUUCGCUCUGAACUGCUAUGA
Scomber japonicus (chub mackerel) is the source of this 1791-nucleotide messenger RNA. Its product is annotated as matrix metalloproteinase-17-like. The coding region runs from base 1 to 1791 and encodes 596 amino acids. Gene Ontology annotation, molecular function: metalloendopeptidase activity; zinc ion binding. Gene Ontology annotation, biological process: collagen catabolic process; extracellular matrix organization; proteolysis. Lineage: Eukaryota; Metazoa; Chordata; Actinopteri; Scombriformes; Scombridae. Gene Ontology annotation, cellular component: extracellular matrix. The transcript is spliced from 10 exons. The record is from RefSeq and is a predicted model, not a curated record.